Spodoptera littoralis (African cotton leafworm) is the source of this 1779-nucleotide messenger RNA. Lineage: Eukaryota; Metazoa; Arthropoda; Insecta; Lepidoptera; Noctuidae. The record is from the annotation of a GenBank genome assembly.
AUGGCAACAAAACAGAAAAACAUAUUUACACGGAGCAAGCCUUUGAUGAACAUCUAUAGUGGUCUUGACCAUGAAGGAAAGGAGGUAGAGGUUCGUGAGGAUGCAGAGCAGUUAGUGAAGUGGCAUGAGAUAUCCGAUGCUCUGGUUGCUGCAGGGUACUACCGGGCCCAGCUACAGGGGCUAUCUGCAUUUGACAAGAUUGUGGGUGGGCUCACAUGGUGCAUAGAACUGUGUGACAUAGAUGUUGAUAUCAGCCUCCUAUUUGAAGAGAAUCUCACGAUUGGCAAAAAAAUAGCAUUAACAGAAAAAAUAGUAAAAGUAUUACCAUCAAUGAAAUGUCCUCACACAAUAGAACCUCAUCAAAUCCAAGGUUUAGACUUUAUCAAUAUUUAUCCACUAAUUUUGUGGCUGAUAAAAUAUUCAAGCGAGUUCAGGGAGGCCAAGGAAGAUGAAUUGAGGAAGUUUGCAGUUAUGCAAUAUGAUAAGUUUCAUAUAUUUGAGUCAGAUAGAGCUGUAUUUGUUCAAAAAGAAAAACUGCUAAGAAACUUGGCUGUUGUACAGAAUUUGUAUAAGCCAUGCAGAGUACGCAAAAGGAAGGGAGGUCUUCCUGCCAAUGAGCUAGAACAAGUAAAUGCCACUCUGUCUGAGUAUGAUCAACGCAUGCUAAUGCAUGUGUCUACCAAUAAAGCUGAUGUCAAAAAUGAUGAUGGGUUAGACUUUUUGUAUGAUUAUGAGAAAACUUUAGCAGACCCUACAGAAAUUACCACAGAGGCUAAUAGAUAUGUGAAGGACCAAGAAAGCAAGGGAACUGAUGCAGAUACAAAGAUUCACUAUGCAGUCUUACAUUCUGAGCUCACCGGAGAGGUUUCCAAAGAGUUGGAAGAGAGAGAAAAACAAAAAUAUUCUGAAGAUGUUGAUAGACUUACUAAAAGCAUUGAUGUUCUGGAGAAAGAAAUACAAACAUUCAAAGAAACCCACCAAGGCAGAAUGGAAAAUACUAAGAAACAAUACUCAAAUGUACUCGGCAAGAUGCAGAAGAUUACUAAUAAGUUGAUGAAAACUGAUGGGUUUAGUGAUAAAGAUAUGAAACAUUUCUACAAGUCCCUCAAGGAGCUAGCAAGGGAAAGAAACGAAUUGUUGCAAGUGAUUCAGCAUAGGAACAAGGAACAUAGUAAACUACAAGAUAAAUUGCAGGUAGCAAAAGAUCCGGACGCCAAAAUCGAAGAUAAGCCGCUAUCGCCUGCUGAAUUAAAAGAGUUCAAUGAAAGAGAAGAGAAGUUGAAAGGCUUCAUAACAUCAAUGAGAUUGGAACUAGCCAAGUUAAACAGAGAGGUGCUACGGUACUCUACUGCCAUUGAUGAAGUGCCUGGCACUGCUGAGCUGCUGCAGUAUGAGAAAAGGUUCAUCGAACUUUAUAACCAAGUUGCAUCAAAGCAUAAGGAAACGAAACAGUAUUACAUAUUCUACAAUACAUUACUUGAAGUGAAACUAUAUACCUCAAAAGAGUUGAGUCUGCUCAACUCCAUCCUGGAUAACUAUGAAGAAGCUAUGUCUUCAGUCAGAAAGCGAGAAGAGUUCAUGAGUCAGUUCGAAUCCAUAGUGGAUUGGGUCAACCACACGGUCAGGAAGGUCGAAGAAAAGUUCAAGAGUGAAAAGGAAAGGAAAAAUGAUCUCUACAACGAAUACUCAAGGUUGAUGGAUGUUCAGAGACAGUAUGCUGCCGCAUUGAAGAAAUUAGGGGAACAACGCCAGAGGAUUGACACAGACAGACACAGUUGA